This is a messenger RNA of Ambispora leptoticha, 246 nucleotides long. NCBI's taxonomy places the organism in Eukaryota, Fungi, Glomeromycota, Glomeromycetes, Archaeosporales, Ambisporaceae. The record is from the annotation of a GenBank genome assembly.
AUGUCACAAACACCCGAAAAUACCAUUUCUUCACUACUAGUUAUUUCUUUCGAAAAUUCUUCACCAACUAUAGUAACUUCUACUACUAAAAAAAAGAAACGAAGCAAUGUUGGUGGUCGUCCAAAAUCUUUAGUAUGGGGAAUACAUGCUGAACAAGGAAUAAAAGUUUCAGAUGUUCCUGUUGAAACACGACAAUUUUUUCUCAAUCGACUUGCUGAAAAAUCUGAACCUGGUACAAAUCUAUAA